GGACACGGGGGGACUGUUAUUGAUGACGGACCAAAAUGGCGGAUUCAAAAUCAAAACAAUCGUAAGAAACCCGUCAAAAAUAUUUGUUUAAAGUUUAAUUUCUUCCUGUGGUCGUUGUCUUUGGGCGCGUAUAACUAGUACUAUACCACUUUAUUUGCUAUUCGUUUUAUUUAAUUCGAUUUUCGGGGGACAUUUGUUGGACAAAUGAAAAUAAAAAUGUGGGGCGAAAUAUUAGAGCCCCCUAAACCCAAAGAGAAAAAAGAGAAAACGCGUUUAAAUACUUUAGAAACACCGGUAGAACAACCACAAACAGCUAAAGAAUCUGCUACAGAGCCGCCCGCGCCUGUCCCCCGCUCCAGCUGCGCAGACACUGGACACCAUCAGCUGCAGCAGGAGAAUCAGUGUGUCAGAGCCAUGGUGGAGGUUAUAGCCCAAAGUGGAAGCCACGUGAAGAGCCAGCAGAUAGGAGAGGCUGAGCUGACCCUGGAUCAGCGCAGAGAAGAGCUGCUGCAGCAGUACAAGAGCAGACCACUGGUGUUUCUGGAGAAGUAUCAUAACAGCUUGAAGCCCGAGCAUCUGGCAGCUUUUGCCCACGUCAGCUCAGAUCCAAGAACACAACACUACAGUAAAGUCAUAGAGAGGCGAGCGACAGGAUGCACCAACAAAACAAGAGUCAAAAAUCACCGCUAUGCCGCCCUCCGAUCUUUGCAGAAAGAGGGGGGCUAUUUCAGUGAAGAGCAGAUGCGGAGAAGAGAACCACUGCUCUAUGAACAGUACAUUGGCCAGUACCUAACUGAUGAGGAGGUGCUGGAGCGCUCUCAAGAGGUUUGGCAGGAAGGUACGUCAGAAGGAUCAGGGGGACUCGCUCACCUCCUCCUCAACACCUACCAAGAGCGUCUGCUACAGAACAGACUGCAGGAGGAGCAGGAGAGAGAGGAUGGAGCACAGGAGGAGGAGGAGGAGGAAGAGGAAGAAGAUGAUGUCCGAGGUCGGGAAAAGGAGUGGGAGCCCAGUGCAGAGGAGAAGGCUCAGCUUCGAGAGGAGUUCAUCAGCCAAAUGCACCAGCGUUUCCUCGACGGCAAAGACGAAGACUUUGACUACAGUGAAGUGGAUGAAAACCCAGACUAUGACAAUUUGGACAUUGUCAGUAGAGAUGCUGAGGAGAAGUACUUUGAUGAAGAUGAUGAUGAAGAGGAAGAUGAUGAAAACAUGAUAGAAUAAAGCUGGAGAAUUUGAGAAAUGGUUAGUGUUUUGAUUCAGGAUAAAAAAAAAAAUAAAAAAAACAACU
Messenger RNA from Periophthalmus magnuspinnatus, 1288 nucleotides. RefSeq names its product coiled-coil domain containing 97 (gene ccdc97). Bases 205 to 1221 code for a protein of 338 amino acids. Lineage: Eukaryota; Metazoa; Chordata; Actinopteri; Gobiiformes; Gobiidae. The transcript has 7 exons. The record is from RefSeq and is a predicted model, not a curated record.